CAAACGACAACCCGUAAAUUGGACCUCAUCGGCAGGUGCAAUAGUUCGACAACAUCGCAAAUAUGGCUGCCGUUCAGGGAGGUGCUAUCUCGAAGCGCAGAAAGUUCGUCGCAGACGGUGUUUUCUACGCCGAGCUGAACGAGUUCUUCCAGCGCGAGCUGGCUGAGGAGGGUUACUCGGGCGUUGAGGUCCGCGUUACCCCGACUGUCACGGACAUCAUCAUCCGUGCCACCCACACCCAGGAGGUUCUCGGAGAGCAGGGUCGCCGCAUCCGUGAGCUCACCUCUCUCAUCCAAAAGCGAUUCAAGUUCCCCGAGAACUCCGUCUCGCUCUAUGCCGCCAAGGUCCAGAACCGUGGUCUGUCCGCUGUCGCUCAGUGCGAGUCCCUCCGCUACAAGCUUCUUAACGGUCUUGCUGUGAGAAGAGCAUGCUAUGGUGUCCUCCGUUUCAUCAUGGAGAGCGGUGCCAAGGGCUGCGAGGUCGUCGUUUCUGGCAAGCUCCGUGCUGCCCGUGCCAAGAGCAUGAAGUUCACUGACGGUUUCAUGAUCCACUCCGGUCGUCCCGCUCACGACUUCAUCGACUCUGCCACUCGUCACGUUCUCCUCCGCCAGGGUGUCCUCGGUAUCAAGGUCAAGAUCAUGCGUGGCUCUGACCCCGAGGGCAAGUCCGGCCCCCAGAAGUCUCUUCCCGAUGCCGUCACUAUCAUCGAGCCCAAGGAGGAGCAGGUUGUCGUCCAGCCCAUGAGCCAGGACUACGGUGCCAAGGCUCUGGCCGCCCAGCAGGCUGCUGAGCAGCAGCGUCUUGCUGAGCAGCAGGAGCAGUCCGCUCAGGGUGGUGAGCCGGCGCAGCAGGAGUAAAAUAUAACGAAAUAGAUAAGAGGGCUCUUGUUGUUGGGCUCAAAUAUUCUGUACCUUUAGGCCGAGUAUCAAAAAAGGCUUUUCUCGGAUCAACAAGGCGUGUGAUUUAGUGGGCUCCAAGAGCAUUUCCAUUCGAAUUGAUAUUCAUGAGUGAUAAAAAAACUCAAAUUUACUUCGCCUUUGGAUAUUUGUCGUAGUGUGAAAUUACGUACACAGGCUGAACCUUUUGUAGCAUCAUUUAAAUGCCACUAGCUCCCUCAAGAUCCACAGGUUUGAAUCGAUCGGCAUGAAACAGAAGGGCAGUAAUAAAACCAAAGAGAUUCAAAUGAGAACAGACAUUUAUUCCGGGUCUAGCUCUAGGGAGAAGUAUUCAUUGCAUCUGCAACGCUGUCUGCAGAAACCGUAGCAAAAUACCUCACAUCCACAUCAUCGUCCUGCUGC
Xylona heveae TC161 is the source of this 1298-nucleotide messenger RNA. RefSeq names its product 40S ribosomal protein S3-like protein. Gene Ontology annotation, molecular function: RNA binding; structural constituent of ribosome. NCBI's taxonomy places the organism in Eukaryota, Fungi, Ascomycota, Xylonomycetes, Xylonales, Xylonaceae. Gene Ontology annotation, biological process: translation. The transcript is spliced from 5 exons. The record is from RefSeq and is a predicted model, not a curated record. Bases 63 to 857 code for a protein of 264 amino acids. Gene Ontology annotation, cellular component: nucleus; cytosolic small ribosomal subunit.